This is a messenger RNA of Hippopotamus amphibius kiboko, 702 nucleotides long. Its product is annotated as keratin-associated protein 2-3-like. NCBI's taxonomy places the organism in Eukaryota, Metazoa, Chordata, Mammalia, Artiodactyla, Hippopotamidae. The record is from RefSeq and is a predicted model, not a curated record. The transcript has a single exon. Gene Ontology annotation, cellular component: keratin filament. Bases 47 to 436 code for a protein of 129 amino acids.
UCAACUCCUCUCACCAGCUCAACCCCACUCAGCCCCAGACUCCACCAUGACCGGCUCCUGCUGUGGCUCCAUCUCCUCCUCCCUGGGCUGUGGCGGAGGCUGCUACCAGCCCUGCUGCUACCGCGACCCCUGCGGCUGCCGCCCCGUGUCCUGCCAGACCACCGUGUGCCGCCCUGUGACCUGUGUGCCCCGCUGCACGCGCUCCAUCUGGGAGCCCUGCCGCCGCCCAGUCUGCUGCGACCCGUGCAGCCUGCAGGACGGCUGCUGCCGCCCCAUCACCUGCUGCCCCACGUCCUGCCGGGCCGUGGUCCGCCGCCCCCGCUGCUGGGCCACCACCUGCUGCCAGCCCAUCUCUGUGCCGUCCCCAUGCUGCCGCCCCCGCUGCUGCCAGCCCGCCCCCUGCCGCACCACCUGCAGGACCUACCCGUGCUGCUGAGCAGCCCAUGAAGGAAAUCUUCCCAGGUGUCCAGAAACAUGUGUAAGCUCGUCCCACCCCUCAUGGAUCGGAUGAGAGACAACACGUUUGCAACCUACCUGCCUUCAACAAUUAACUCAGCAGUAAUGGUUUAUGCCUUUCCCCACGUGAUUAUGCAGCUAAUCCUGGCUCUCUUUGACAAUCUUUAGAAAAAUACCAGCUUUCAUCAUUUGAAUUCCUGGCUUGAAAAAAAAAAUGAGUAAACAAAGAUCAAAAUCUCUCUUGAA